AUGGCAUUAUGGGGAGGUCGAUUCACAGGCACCGUCGAUCCACUAAUGGACGCAUUCAACGCUUCAAUUCACUUUGACAAACGCAUGUACGAAGCAGAUAUUCGUGGAUCACAAGCAUACGCAAAAGCACUAGUAAAACGUGAAAUUAUCACCGAACAAGAAGGCACGAUGUUAAUCACCGGACUAGAAAAAGUAUUAGAAGAAUGGCGUAAUAAUACGUUCGAGAUUAAACCGGCCGACGAAGAUAUUCACACGGCUAAUGAGCGACGAUUGGGUGAACAUGUUGGUAGCGUAGCUGGUAAAUUACAUACUGGGCGAAGUAGAAAUGAUCAAGUAGCUACGGAUUUGCGGAUUUGGACGAGAGAAGAGACGAGAAAGUUGUUGGGCUAUUUGAAGCAUCAUUGGCUUUUAAGUUACGCGUGGAGUCUACAAGCAGACGCAUUUCGUCUCUCGCAAAUAAUCGAUCGAUUGAAUGUCCUUCCAUUGGGAAGUGGAGCAUUAGCUGGAAAUCCAUUCAACAUCGAUCGUGAAUUCGUCGCUAAAGAAUUGGGAUUCAAUGGCGUAAUUCAAAAUAGUCUUUACGGCGUCAGCGAUCGUGACUUUGUUGCCGAAGUAUUGUUCUGGGCGUCUGUGACAAUGGUGCAUAUUAGUCGGCUAUCUGAAGAUUUGAUUAUUUAUAGUUCGGGAGAGUUUGGAUUCGUUACUCUUGCGGACGCUUAUAGCACUGGAAGUAGUUUAAUGCCACAAAAGAAAAAUCCGGAUAGUUGUGAACUUUUACGCGGCAAAUCUGGACGCGUAUUUGGACAGUUAUCCGGAUUCCUAAUGACAUACAAAGGUCUUCCAAGUACAUACAACAAAGAUUUUCAAGAGGAUAAAGAACCAUUGUUUGAUGCUGUUGACACUUUAGCCGGAUCAUUACAAAUCACUGCGGGGGUUAUUUCGACUCUAAAGAUUCACCCAGAGAAAAUGCGGCAAAAUCUAAGUAUUGAUAUGUUGGCUACCGAUUUAGCAGAAUAUCUUGUUCGAAAAGGGGUUCCAUUCCGUGAAACCCAUCAUAUCGCUGGUGCAGCAGUCCGCAUAGCCGAAGAACGAAACACCACAAUGAGUAACCUCUCACUAUCAGACUUCAAACAACUUCACACCGCAUUCGAAGAAGACGUGUCUGCCGUGUGGGAUUUCGAAAAGAGUAUUGAGAAUCGGUCGAGUUUGGGCGGGACUAGUCGUGUUACGGUGGUUGCACAGAUUAAAAAGUUGAAGAGUUGGUUGCUCGAGUGA
Ambispora gerdemannii is the source of this 1275-nucleotide messenger RNA. The record is from the annotation of a GenBank genome assembly. NCBI's taxonomy places the organism in Eukaryota, Fungi, Glomeromycota, Glomeromycetes, Archaeosporales, Ambisporaceae.